AUGGAUUUAAAUGGGGUAGACUAUGAGCUGGGUUUAUUUCUGGCAUCCGCGCCGAGCGGGUUUCCCGAGGCAUCAUCUUGCCAGAUACAGUCGAGCAGUGCAGCAGACCUCUCUCCUAAGCGGGAGGUCAAAGGGGCUCGAAGGGUGCGUAAUGCCUGUCUUCAAUGUAGAGAACGAAAAAUACGCUGCUCACGGACUUACCCGUGCAAAGGAUGUUUGUCCCGAGGGGACGGGGCGGCAUGUGAUUGGCAAGGCGGUUUCCCGACUGGAAACAUUCCGAUUUACCAAAAACAUGCGGCAGACCAACGGCGUCAAAUUGAAAAGCUGAAAGACAGGUUGACAUGCGCUAAGGCAUGCCUAGGCUCAGUAUUCCAGAAUAAUUCGAACUUGAAGAUCGAAGUUGGCCAUCGUCAAACUAGGCCGCCGUUCAUCCUCCCGAUAACCCCAAGAGAAGGGAAUCUGUCAUGGUUUCCUACGGGGUCUAACGAGCAGACACCUGGGUCAGCAUUGAGCAACAUCAGUAGCUUUAGCACGAACACGGUCGAUUCAUCUCAAGGCUGGUCACAUGAAGACGCCACAUCACCCUUGAGCGCUGACGUCCACGCGACCAUUUGGAAGGAACGGAACCCAUCGCGUGUGUUUGAGAUGCGACAUAAAACGACAGGGUAUCGACCAUUGAGCUUAUUGCGUGAAGAAGAUGGUCUAGAUUUUGAGGGUUCUCGGCCGUAUACCGCUGGACAUGAAGAUUUGACUAGAGCUUCAGUUUCCGAUGGACAGGAUAACAACCCUACCACUUGCCCGACUACGUUUGAUCCUCCUGAUCUUCCGUGGAGUGACUCGCUUUCGCCCAAUCUAGAGCAGCGAAUCCAAGCGUAUGUAAAUUUGGGAUUAAUGAAUGUGGGCGAGCAGUAUAGUUUUUUGCCAUCAGGAUUCAGCUUAGCCCCAACGGCCGGUUCUUCUCAAGCCCCCAUGUACAACUCAAAUCUUUCAGCAAAUUGGCCUCCUGCUCCUCCAUGA
This is a messenger RNA of Puccinia triticina, 1017 nucleotides long. RefSeq lists its product as uncharacterized. The record is from RefSeq and is a predicted model, not a curated record. NCBI's taxonomy places the organism in Eukaryota, Fungi, Basidiomycota, Pucciniomycetes, Pucciniales, Pucciniaceae. Gene Ontology annotation, biological process: regulation of DNA-templated transcription. The transcript is spliced from 5 exons. Bases 1 to 1017 code for a protein of 338 amino acids. Gene Ontology annotation, molecular function: zinc ion binding; DNA-binding transcription factor activity, RNA polymerase II-specific.